Molecule: messenger RNA, 1863 nt
Organism: Pipistrellus nathusii (Nathusius's pipistrelle)
Lineage: Eukaryota; Metazoa; Chordata; Mammalia; Chiroptera; Vespertilionidae
Source: the annotation of a GenBank genome assembly
AUGGCGGCGGCGGUCGACAGCCCGAUGGAGGUGGUGCAGGCGGCGCUGCCGGAGGAGGCCGCGCCCGAGGCGGCGGGCCUCAGCUGCCUCGUCAACCUGCCCGGCGAGGUGCUGGAAUACAUCCUGUGCUGCGGCUCGCUCACGGCCACGGACGUCAGCCGCGUCUCCAGCACCUGCCGGCGGCUGCGCGAACUCUGCCAGAGCAGCGGGAAGGUGUGGAAGGAGCAGUUCCGGGUGAGGUGGCCUUCCCUGAUGAAACACUACAGCCCCACCGACUACGUCAAUUGGUUGGAAGAGUAUAAAGUUCGGCAGAAAGCUGGGGUAGAAGCCCGGAAGAUUGUAGCCUCCUUCUCCAAGAGGUUCUUUGCAGAGCACGUCCCUUGUAACGGUUUCAGUGACAUUGAGAAUCUCGAGGGGCCAGAGAUAUUUUUUGAGGAUGAACUAGUGUGUAUCCUAAAUAUGGAAGGAAGGAAAGCUUUGACCUGGAAGUACUACGCAAAAAAAAUCCUUUACUACCUACGACAGCAGAAAAUUUUAAAUAACCUUAAGGCUUUUCUUCAGCAAUCGGAUGACUAUGAAUCGUAUCUUGAAGGUGCCGUGUUUAUCGACCAGUACUGCAACCCUCUUUCCGAAAUCAGCCUCGGGGACAUCCAGGCCCAGAUCGGCAGCAUCGUGGAGCUGGUGCGCAAGACCCUGCGGGGCAUCAACAGCCGCCACCCCAGUUUGGCCUCCAAGGCAGGUGAGUCCUCCAUGGUAAUGGAGAUAGAGCUCCAGAGCCAGGUGCUGGACGCCAUGAACUAUGUCCUGUAUGACCAGCUGAAGUUCAAGGGGAACCGCAUGGAUUACUAUAACGCCCUCAACUUAUAUAUGCACCAGGUCCUGAUCCGCAGGACAGGGAUCCCCAUCAGCAUGUCUCUGCUCUACAUGACCAUUGCCCGCCAGUUGGGGGUCCCUCUGGAACCUGUCAACUUCCCAAGUCACUUCCUGCUGAGGUGGUGCCAGGGCGCGGAAGGAGCCAACCUGGACAUCUUCGACUACAUCUACAUCGAUGCUUUUGGGAAAGGCAGGCAGCUGACUGUGAAAGAGUGUGAAUACCUGAUCGGCCAGCAUGUGACUGCGGCGCUGUACGGGGUGGUCAACGUGAAGAAGGUGCUGCAGCGAAUGGUGGGAAACCUUCUAAGCCUGGGAAAGCGGGAAGGCAUCGACCAGUCGUACCAGCUCCUGCGAGACUCACUGGACCUGUACCUGGCCAUGUACCCGGACCAGGUGCAGCUCCUCCUCCUCCAAGCCAGGCUCUACUUCCACCUGGGCAUCUGGCCAGAGAAGGUGCUUGACAUCCUCCAGCACAUUCAGACCCUAGACCCCGGGCAGCACGGGGCCGUGGGUUACCUGGUGCAGCACACACUAGAGCACAUUGAGCGCAAGAAGGAGGAUGUGGGCGUGGAGGUGAAGCUCCGUUCCCACGAGAAGCACAGGGAUGUCUGCUACUCCAUUGGGCUCAUUAUGAAGCAUAAGAGGUACGGCUACAACUGUGUCAUCUACGGCUGGGACCCCACCUGCAUGAUGGGACACGAGUGGAUUCGAAACAUGAACGUCCACAGCCUGCCUCACGGCCAUCAUCAGCCUUUCUACAAUGUUCUGGUGGAGGAUGGUUCUUGCCGCUAUGCAGCCCAAGAAAACCUGGAAUAUAACGUGGAGCCUCAAGAAAUCUCGCACCCCGAUGUCGGACGCUAUUUCUCAGAGUUUACUGGCACCCACUACAUCCCGAACGCGGAGCUAGAGCUCCGGUACCCGGAGGACCUGGAGUCUGUCUACGAGACGGUGCAGAACAUUUACAGCGCCAAGAAGGAGAGCGCGGAGUAG